AGCGGGAGCAGCUUCCACGUGUUUGACCAGGGCCAGUUCUCCAAGGAGGUGCUGCCCAAGUACUUCAAACACAACAACAUGGCCAGCUUUGUGAGGCAGCUGAAUAUGUACGGUUUCAGGAAGGUUGUGCACAUCGAGCAGGGGGGGCUGGUGAAGCCGGACAAGGACGACACCGAAUUCCAGCACCCGUUCUUCCUGCGGGGGCAGGAGCAGCUGCUGGAGAACAUCAAGAGGAAAGUCACCAGUGUGUCGUCGCUGAAGGGCGAGGAGGUGCGGGUGAGGCAGGACAGCGUGGCCCGGCUGCUGGCGGACAUGCAGGCCAUGAGGGGCAAACAGGACAGCCUGGACUCACGGCUGCUGGCCAUGAAACAUGAGAACGAGGCGCUGUGGCGGGAGGUGGCCAGCCUGCGCCAGAAGCACGCCCAGCAGCAGAAGGUGGUCAACAAGCUGAUCCAGUUCCUGAUCUCCCUGGUCCAAUCCAACCGGAUCCUGGGUGUCAAGAGGAAAAUCCCCCUGAUGCUGAACGACGGCGCAGCCGCACAUUCCAUGCCCAAGUACAGCCGGCAAUUCUCCCUUGAGCACCACGGGAACGCCAACUAUGCCGCCCCGGCCCCGGCGCUGUCGGGCCCCGCGCUGCUGGCGGCCGAUGCCGGCCCCAACUGCGGCCCCAUCAUCUCGGACGUGACCGAGCUGCCCCCGUCCAGCCCCGAGGCCUCCCCGGGAGGGAGCCUGGACGGAAGGAGCAGCCCGGGGAUCCGGAUCAAGGAGGAGCCUCCCAGCCCCACCCGGAGCCCGCAGGUGGAGGAGCCCAAGAGCGCCGGCAAUUCCGGGAAUUCUGGGAAUUCCGGGAAUUCCGAGACCCCCCUGUCCCCGUCCACCUUCAUCGACUCCAUCCUGCGGGAAAACGACUCCGGAGCCGCUCCCGGCAAUCCCCAGGGCCAGGAAAAGUGCCUGAGCGUGGCCUGCCUCGACAAGUCGGAGCUGAACGAGCACCUGGACACGAUCGACUCCAGCCUGGACAAUCUGCAGGCGCUGCUCAGCACCCACGGCUUCAGCAUGGACAGCGCCCUGCUCGACCUCUUCAGCCCCUCGGUGGCGGUGCCGGACGUGACCCUGCCCGACCUGGACAGCAGCCUGGCCAGCAUCCAGGAUCUCCUCUCGAACCAGGAGCAGCAGAAACCGACGGAGACCGAGCCCGGGGCCGGGGACUCCGGGAAGCAGCUGGUUCCCUGCACCGUCCAGCCGCUGUUCCUGGUGGAUUCCAGCGCCGUCGACGUCGGCUCCGGGGAUCUCCCGAUAUUUUUCGAGCUGGGGGAGGGCCCCCCGUGCUUCCCGGACGGGGACGAGUACCCCGAGGAGUACCCGGAGGAGUACCCGGAGGAGUACCCCGAGGAGUACCCCGAGGAGUACCCCGAGGAUCCCGCGCUGCUCCCGCCCACGCCCAAGGACCCGGCCGUGUCCUAAGGCCGGCACCGGGCUCAGGGACAGCGUCCCAAAAACAAAAACAACAAAAAAAC
This is a messenger RNA of Agelaius phoeniceus (red-winged blackbird), 1517 nucleotides long. The record is from RefSeq and is a predicted model, not a curated record. Lineage: Eukaryota; Metazoa; Chordata; Aves; Passeriformes; Icteridae.